Messenger RNA from Colletotrichum aenigma, 1173 nucleotides. RefSeq names its product Cystathionine gamma-lyase (gene CYS3-1). The coding region runs from base 1 to 1173 and encodes 390 amino acids. The transcript is spliced from 3 exons. Lineage: Eukaryota; Fungi; Ascomycota; Sordariomycetes; Glomerellales; Glomerellaceae. The record is from RefSeq and is a predicted model, not a curated record. Gene Ontology annotation, cellular component: cytoplasm. Gene Ontology annotation, molecular function: cystathionine gamma-lyase activity; pyridoxal phosphate binding. Gene Ontology annotation, biological process: transsulfuration.
AUGCCCUCUCAACAGCAUUCCGAGAAGCAGCCCGGCUUCGGCACCAACGCAGUCCACGCCGGCCUACCUCACGACCCUACAACAGGCGCCAUAUGCCUCGCCACAGCCUUUGCCCAGCCAGACAUCAACCAGCCCACGAGCAAAUACAUCUACUCCCGCUCCAACAACCCCAACCGCGAGAGCUUCGAGCAGGCCCUCGCAACGCUCGAGCACGCCAAGCACGCCCUGGCCUUCUCCUCCGGACUGGCGGCAACGGCUGCUGUGAUCCACGGCCUCGUCCGCCCCGGCGGACACGUCAUCUGCAACGCGGACCUGUACGGCGGCACGUACCGUUUCCUUACGAGGCUCGGCGGUGUCACGGUCGACUUUGCGCCUUCUCUAGAAAGAGACAUGGCCACGCUCGUUAGAGAUGAUACGCAGCUCAUAUGGAUCGAGACGCCGAGCAAUCCUACCCUUUCGCUGGUUGAUAUUCGUGCCGUGGCGGCGAUUGCUCAUGCGCGGGGCAUUAUGGUGGUCGUGGACAGCACGAUAUUGUCGCCGUAUCUCCAGAAUCCAUUGAACCACGGCGCCGACAUCGUCCUGCACUCUGUGACGAAGUACAUCAACGGGCACAGCGACGUGCUCAUGGGCGCCGCAGCCUUCAACUCCGACGACUUUGAACAAAAGCUCGCCUUCAUCCAGACAGCAGCCGGGUCCGUCCCGAGCCCCUUUGACUGCUGGCUGGCCCACCGCGGCCUCAAGACUCUGCACCUCAGAGUACAUGCCGCCUCAGCCAACGCGGCGGCUCUCGCGAGUCUCCUCGAGGCGUCUCCUCACGUUCUGGCGGUCAACUACCCAGGCCUGCCCUCCCACCCGCAGAGACAGAUCGCGCAAAGGCAGCACUGGGCGGGUAUGGGCGGCGCCAUGAUUUCGUUCCGCAUCAGGGGCGGCGGGGAAGCGGCGGCGCGGUUCUGUAAGGCGACGAAGUACUUCACGCUGGCGGAGAGCUUGGGCGGUGUGGAGAGCCUCUGCGAGAUACCGGCGCGCAUGACGCACGCGUCUAUGCCGCGCGAAGCGAGGGAGAGCGUGGGUGUGUAUGAUGAUUUGGUUCGGUUGAGUAUUGGUGUUGAGGAUGUGGAGGACCUGAAGGGGGAUCUAGAGCUCGCUUUGGCUGAAGCUGUGAAAGAUGAGUAG